Histoplasma mississippiense is the source of this 2082-nucleotide messenger RNA. RefSeq lists its product with no specific name. The transcript has 2 exons. The record is from RefSeq and is a predicted model, not a curated record. Bases 1 to 2082 code for a protein of 693 amino acids. Lineage: Eukaryota; Fungi; Ascomycota; Eurotiomycetes; Onygenales; Ajellomycetaceae.
AUGGCUGGCACAGAUAUGGAAAUGGCAGGCGUAAAGCGGCCGGGAAUCGACAUAGAAAGCCUCAAGCGCAAGAAGUUCAAAGCUUCAGAUUUGCCUUUAUCAGCUGCGCAGCGAACAUCGAUCGACAGCCUUCUAUAUGCGUUUAAGAAGAAGGGUGGUUUUGACUCCGUUCGAAAGAAAAUAUGGGCGGAAUUUAGCGAGAGUGAAGCUAAAAAUUCACUUAUAUCUUCGUUGGUUGAAAUGGCCGAAUCUGAAAUUGAUCGAGAUCCGUCUUUGUUGUCCAGGGAAAGAGGAAAAGCUGCAACUCUAAUAGAGGGCGCUGUCGAUCGGAGUGAUCUUUAUAAAAGUGUUGAAGAGGCCAUUGACGCGAUAACUUCUAACCAUUUGGACUAUAUCCUUGAAUCCCUUCGCAUUAUUCGUCGCCAAGAAGUUGGAGAAGAAAUGGCUGCACUAGAGGAAGAGAGAGGAAGUAAGGCGGACGAAUACUAUGAACGCGAAGUCAAGACUAGGCGCAAGGAAAGAGAAAUAGCAUGGCUGAAAGAGCUGGAGAAACAGAAACAACUUGAAAUCGAAGAGGCGAAGGCUAGAGCAGAAGAGUUACGGAAACAACGAGAACUUGAUAAGCAGAAGGAAGAAGAGGAGCGAAAGAAGAAGCUAGAGUUGGAAGAAAAAAGGCGAGCGGAGAGGGAAAAGCUUCGAGAAGAAAGACGUCUUCUGGAAGAACAGAGAGAGAAGGAGAGGGAAGAGCGCUAUGAACGAAGAAGGCGGGAGCGGGAGAAGGAAAGAGAAGAGGAGCGGGAGAAAAAUCGUGAUCGUGAUCGUGGACGGGAUAGGGAUUGGGAUACUAGGCUCCAACGAUCGCCUCGACGCUCCCGACAACGUUCCGCCACCCCGAAAGCACCUUCUCCAACACUUGUUGACGAGAAAUCGCUGGAGGACGCUGCUUUGGAAUUACUUCUAAAAGAGGGGAAAGAAUUAGCAGAAAAGUCGCGACAGAAACCCGAGUUCGAUUUUGAACAGGCCGAAGCCCUUGAAAAUGCGCAACUGCAGCAACCUCAGCCUCAGCCGCAAAUUCAACCCCAACAACGUUCACGCCAGCCAUCAAUCGCAGACACUAAGGCUCUUCGGUCAGAUCAGACUCGUUCACGAGCUACCCAUUCUCGGCUAAAGAACGAGGUGUCUCCUCCCCCUGAGCCAUCAAAAUCCAGCGUCAAGUUGAGCGAUGAUCGUCGUGAUAAGGAUCGGGAUCGAGACCGAGACCGCGACCGCGGCCGAGACCGUGACCGACACAAAGACGAACGAAGUAGGUCAAGAACCUGGCGAUCUUCACGAUAUGAUGAUAGAGAUCGUGAAAUGGACUUGUACAGACCUUCAACGCGGAGCAAAUUGGAAAGAGAUAUGCAUUCUUGCGGAGGAAGCAAGAAUCACAGCAGGAGCCGUAGCAGAUCUACUGCGCGAAGCCGUGAGAUAGUAAGACAUAGGGAACGGGAUAGAGAACGGGAUAGAGAACGAGACAGAGAACGGGACAGGGAACGGGACAGAGAACGGGAGAAGGAACGGGACAGAGAGCGGGACAGAGAGCGGGACAGGGAGCGGGACAGAGAGCGGGACAGAGAGCGGGACAGAGAUAGAGACAGAGAUAGAGGAAGGGAUAGGGACCGGGAUAGGGAUGACCGUCGUUAUCGUCCAAGAGAUUAUUCACGAGGCCGCACGCGGUCGCAGUCAGCCAGGCGACGUCACCGCUCUCGAUCCGGCUCACGCAACCACAGAGACACUGAUGGCGGUCGGGAUCGGGAGCGGGAGCGGGAGAAGUCUUUCUCGCGCACUGGUCGACGAUCUAGGUCUCGGAGCCCACCUGAUAUUGAUCGCUACGUACCUCCUACUAGCAACCGUAGUCGGACACCGACCAGGCGACGGGCAAGGACGCCAGAUCGAGAUAGAGAUCGAGACCGGGAGAAGGAGGAUCGACUUAAACUCCAAGAGAUUGAUAGAUACAUGCCUGGAGGUUCUGGUGCUGCUCCUUCUGUAGUUAGUACUGACAAGGAUGAUAGGAGGAGUAGACGGAGGAGCCGGAGUAGAUAA